ACAGGUUAUAAAUAGACGUGCUGGGGCCGCUUGUUUCUUUGAUCGAAGGAAAGAGCAGGGAGUGACAUGGCGUCGACGAGUCGUGGAGAAGCUUUGGCCUUACCCAGAGUUCAGUGUCCCAACCAUCCUGAUGCCAUACUGGUGGAGGACUACAGAGCAGGCGACAUGAUUUGUCCUGAAUGUGGCCUUGUCGUAGGUGACCGUGUAAUCGACGUGGGCUCAGAGUGGAGGACGUUCUCUAAUGAGAAAGCUCUCAAAGAUCCAUCCAGAGUGGGAGACGCCCAGAACCCACUGCUCAACGGAGGAGACCUAACCACCAUGAUCAGCAAGGGAACGGGCGCGGCCAGUUUUGAUGAAUUUGGCAACUCCAAGUAUCAGAACCGCAGGACCAUGAGCAGCUCUGACCGGGCCAUGCUGAACGCCUUCAAAGAGAUCAGCACCAUGGCAGACCGCAUCAACCUGCCCAGGAACAUCGUGGACAGAACAAACAACCUAUUCAAGCAGGUCUAUGAACAGAAGAGCCUGAAGGGGCGCGCCAACGACGCCAUCGCCUCCGCCUGUCUCUACAUCGCCUGCAGACAGGAGGGAGUACCCAGAACUUUCAAAGAGAUCUGCGCUGUCUCUAGGAUCUCAAAGAAAGAGAUCGGUAGAUGCUUCAAACUGAUCCUGAAGGCGCUGGAGACCAGCGUGGACCUCAUCACCACGGGCGACUUCAUGUCCCGCUUCUGCUCCAACCUGGGCUUGCCUAAACAGGUGCAAAUGGCCGCUACGUUCAUCGCCAGGAAGGCUGUGGAGCUGGACCUGGUGCCUGGCAGGAGUCCCAUCUCAGUGGCUGCUGCAGCCAUUUACAUGGCCUCCCAGGCCUCUGCUGAGAAGAAGACCCAGAAAGAAAUCGGAGACAUCGCGGGCGUCGCAGACGUCACAAUCAGACAGUCCUACCGACUCAUCUACCCCCGCGCAGCAGAACUUUUCCCCCCGGACUUUAAGUUCGACACACCUGUUGAUAAACUGCCUCAACUGUGAAGUGGUCUCUGCCUACUUAUUGCUGAAGGUUCUCUGCUGGAGGUUUUGUGUUGGUUUAGGGUUAAAACUAUUUCUUUGGUCGUGCUCACAAGCCUUUAUGGAGGCACUGACAUGAAUACAGCAGACACACAUUCCAGAGCUUAAAUAAACAGCGUACAGACUGUAUUUGCAGUAUUUCAUUUGACUGUAUAUACUGUACCAUGUAUAUAUGUCCAAGUGGGAAAAUGGACCUGACGCUUGCAACUCUAGGCUGUUUUCAUACUGUAUACACAAUUUGUUUUGUAGAAAAUUUGCCAGGUUCUAUUUUGUUUGAAUUGUUCCAACUAAUUUAAAAAUAAAUGAUUUUAAAUUAA
Molecule: messenger RNA, 1376 nt
Organism: Fundulus heteroclitus (mummichog)
Lineage: Eukaryota; Metazoa; Chordata; Actinopteri; Cyprinodontiformes; Fundulidae
Gene: gtf2b
Product: general transcription factor IIB
Exons: 7
Coding region: 67-1023 (318 amino acids)
Biological process (GO): transcription initiation at RNA polymerase II promoter; transcription preinitiation complex assembly
Cellular component (GO): nucleus; transcription preinitiation complex
Molecular function (GO): TBP-class protein binding; RNA polymerase II general transcription initiation factor activity
Source: RefSeq, a predicted model, not a curated record